AUGGAGCACCUCGCGCGCGCCCCGGCUCCUCGGUCUUGGAUAUACUACCUGGUCGAAGGGAUGUCUUUCAAAAUCACGACCACUCUCUGUGCAUCAAGAGUGGAGAAGUGGAUCCGCGCCGUCAAGAGGGACUUUCUCGACGGCGCACCAAUCAAGUAUGUCGGCUUGGACUACGAGUUCACCAACCCUCGUGAGGGUAAUCAGCGCGCCGCCGUCCUUCAACUCUCGGCGGCGACCGGGAAUUUGGUCUUCCAGAUUUGUUGGGCUAAUGAAGUGUCACAAGUUCUCAAGGAGUUCUUGUAA
Lolium perenne is the source of this 303-nucleotide messenger RNA. RefSeq lists its product as uncharacterized. The record is from RefSeq and is a predicted model, not a curated record. NCBI's taxonomy places the organism in Eukaryota, Viridiplantae, Streptophyta, Magnoliopsida, Poales, Poaceae. Gene Ontology annotation, molecular function: nucleic acid binding.